Messenger RNA from Misgurnus anguillicaudatus (oriental weatherfish), 4585 nucleotides. Lineage: Eukaryota; Metazoa; Chordata; Actinopteri; Cypriniformes; Cobitidae. The record is from RefSeq and is a predicted model, not a curated record.
AACUAGGGGUGCGAGAUGGUGCCAGGGUUAAAGCAACACCUAAGAGUUUUUUUACCUUAAAAUAAUGUUUCCAAAAAAGUUUCACUCAAAACAGGGUGAACAGAACUUUCACAUUCGCUUUGCAGCCCUCUAUCGGCCAAAACCGCACUAAAGAAGUUUCCAACCGUCGGGUCGCAGUCCUGUAGUUCGAGUGAAAACGACAAAAACUUGCUUUACGGCAGACCUACAAUCCAAUCAGAGCCAGCUAUGCUGCAGUAUUUACGACAUUGGGUAAUGGGCAAUUAUGCUUCUAACCUGUAGGGGGAGCAAAGAGCAAAAACUCUUUAGUGUUGCUUUAAGACAUUUUAUCUUUACAAUUGACUAUAAAUUCAGUGUAAUUAAACAUCAGAAAAUAUAGCUACCAACCAACAGCACUACAUUGUAUAAUUUAAUAUUUUCUGUUUAAUUCAAAUGUUAAGUUUGAGAUGAAUUUUCUUUGGGAGACACGAAGGAAUGUCCCAGGCUUAUACAACUUCAUGCGGCGCCGCAAGAACUGACAGUCGGAUGAUGUCAGAGUACCGCAAGAACGAUUAGUGAAAUCAUACAAAGUCAUCCGGGUGUCGGUUCUUGCGGCGCCACAUGAAGUUGAACAAGCCUAUUGUCCAUGUGUGAUCAGCUGUUGUUUACAUGUGGACAUGUGAUCACUGAUGUGAUCAUAUGUGAAAAAACAUAAAAUGUGUGUGAUUUUUUUUCUGAUGGAAAUUUGUUAAUAGGAUGCAAAAAUGAAACCCAAGUAGACAAAGAAAAGAAAAUGAUGAGCUUUGGAAAAAUUUAAGAAAUUAUGACAUAUUGAAAAUAUGUGUAAGGGGAAAAGGAAAUGUGCUAGAUGUGGGGGGUCAUGAGUAUGGAAAAGUGAGGAGGGAGUGACACUAAAAUGCUUUAAUUGUGUAGGUAAUCGCAGUGUCGCAUACUGGGGAUGUGAAGUGUAUAAAAGAGAAGUGGUAGUAGCUGCGUAUGUUGAUGUAGUUAGAAUGGUAGAGCAGGAAAAUAAAAGUAAGGAAGGAACCACUAAAGAGAAGGUGGUAGAAGAUGGUCAAGAGAAGAGAAAGGCAUGGAUAGAGAAGAGGAAAAUGGUGACAUUCAUAGCAGGGGUAAUAAAUGUGACACACAUUAAAUUAAAUCAAAAACAGAACGGAUUGAGAUUAUUGUUAAAGCAGCUGAACAUCAUCUGAACAUGACUGGACUGAAAUGGGAGGAGAUAAAUAAUGAGUUGAGAAUGCAGGCCAGUCAAGAAAUAGCAGGCCAGUCAGUAAAAUAGUAGGAAAGGCCAUAUGAUGCAUGUAUUCAGGAAAUGUGGUUAAAACCAAGAUUCGAUUUUAUAUACUGUAAACUCGACAAGUUCAGAGUACUCUACAUAGUAAACUGAUUACAUCAACAUUUUUAAGUAAACCAACUUAAAAAAAAAGUCAGUUAACACAAACUUAAAAGUUUAUGCUUUAUUUUAUUUAAUAUUUAAAUACACUAUACAUAAAACUACUAUUUAUUAUAAGGACUGUUUACCACAUAUUUCUUUGUAUGCUUUACUUAAAACUUCUUUUAACCAUUUAAUUUUUGUUCACAAGUCACAGAAACAGAUUAUGUGACUCAUGAAAAUGUAAGACCAGUGAAAGUGUGAUGAGCUCAGUGCUGACUUUCACACAGUCAUAGUUUAUAUGAUAAAGCAACGCAUAUCUGACCUACAGCCUAAGCACAGGCAGUACACUUCUAAACAAUAGUAAGCACAAAACUAAAAAAAAUUAGCAAACUCUUCUAAAUCUCCGAAAUAAAUAAAUGUUUACUGAAAACCACAUCAAAUAUAACUUACUUUUAAAACCUGCUAUCGUAAAGGGGGCUCAUGCAAAGCAUGCUGGGAACUGGAACCUAUGGUAGUUUUUGUUUGAUGGGUUUCAUUGGUUUUAUUGUGGAUUAUGCAUUUAUUAUUUCCACAAAUAAAUAUUCUGUCUUAUUAUAUACUCUUAUUACUGAUUAUGACUAUAUUCUGUCUUAUUAUUGAUAAGGUAGUUAUUAUGCAUUGUUUACACAAAUGUAUUAUGUCUCACAACAAGCACUGCAGGAAGGCCAAAGCCAAUUAAAGCAAUAAACAGAGUACGUCAUUUUAGAUUUGAGAAGUCAUCCAGGUGUACUUAAUAAGUAACUUAAUAAAAAUAAGUUAGUUGUCCUAGGGAAGGCAAAAGCCAAGAGAACCAAUAAGCAGAGUAUGUCAUUUUAGAUAUGAGAAAGAGUUCAGCUGCACUUUUGCUAUAACAAAUAAGUUAAUUAUGAGGGUAAUUCAGUUGCAAAACUCGAGAGGUUGCCGAUUUGAAUGUGAGAACUUGUCAUAUUAAUUUUCGUAUUUGUAAAUUGAAAUUUACACUCACAGCUCUGAUGUGAAAAGCUGAAUGUUUCAAUUUGCACACACAGACAACAACCCAAACACCCGUGUUACGAAGCUGAAGUUGCAGAUUAAUAGUUGCAAAUGUGUAAAAUGGCAUUCACAUAAACACAAUGUCAGACACAAAUGUGACAGACUUAUUCAUUUACGCACUUUACUUCAGUUUCGCUGUACAACUUCAAGUCGGCGCUUACAACCUCUCAGAUCUGGCAGUACAAGUUCAAUUCCUGGCGCUUUAACUUUUGCUACUUUUUCUGCGAUAUUCCUGUUGCAAAAUUGACUUGUGCACUUGUGCAGAGUGCAGACGCGAGAGAGCAGAACGGGAUGGGUGUGUGGGUGGUGGGGGGGGGUAAAGCCGUUUCAUUGGUCGAUACCGGACCAAUAAACAACGCCAUAUAGUUCGACUUGCCAUACGGAAAUAAUUAUUUUUAUGUAUGAGACAGUAUUUUCAUUAAAAUAUCUUUAGUUUUAACAAGUUUUAUAUUACAGUAAAAUAUUUAUUGGUUGGAGUCAGUCAGCCAAUGAAAUUGGACGUUUUUGUACGCGAUGACGUCACUACACAGAGUAAAACUAUCCCGCCGUUUUCGUGGUCCAUGUACUAGCCUGUCGUCGCGAUGGAGGCAUCAAACAAUUCCAGGGUAAGUACAUCAUCAAUAUUGAUGAAAAAAAAAAAACAUACUCAAAGACAAGAUAUUCCAUGAACCAUGUAAACUCUUUUUUUAAGAUAAUAAUAACCUUGUACCAUGUAGAGCUGCACGAUUGAUCGAAAAUAAUAAUAAUCACGAUCUCGAGCCAUGUCGUUACCAGAGUUAUAAAGUAUUGAAAAACGGUAUUCAUUCCUGACGAUGCAACAAUAUUGGUUCUGAAAAAAGUAAGGAAAUAAGGUCUGACCGUUUCUCAAUCCGAAGGCUGCAGCCUCCGGAGGUCGCAUAUGCAGGCUGCAUACGCCAUCAAGCUUGAUUUAAGUUAACUGAGCAUUCGCAAAUCAUACACAUACUACAACAAUUACGAUUAACCAAGUAUAAUAGUCAACUUUAUAACGUUAAUUGUUAAUAUUCUUUAAUAAGUCAGAGAAUAUGUGAGAGAAUCGUGACCUCAAUUCCCAUGGAAAAAAAAAUCGUGAUUCACAUUUUAGCACGAAUCGUGCAGCCCUACAUGUGGGGUGGGUUACUAUCUGAUAAUAAUUAAAUUAUUAUUGUUGUUGUUGUUAUUGCAUUUUACAUGAAUGUAACUUAUAUUGUUUUCUUUCUACAGGAGCAGAAUUCAGAUAUAGAGAGUGCUGUAAGGAAUCUGCUUAGUUGCAUCCGAAGGCAUAGCAACCCUCAAGCACAUGGAAGUUCCAACAUUUCUCCCACUGUGGCACCUCAGCCUGGUACCAGUGCUUCCUUUAGUGUUGGCCAGGCGGCACCUCAGCCUGGUACCAGUGCUUCCUUUAGUGUUGGCCAGGCGGCACCUCAGCCUGGUACCAGUGCUUCCUUUAGUGUUGGCCAGGCGGCACCUCAGCCUGGUACCAGUGCUUCCUUUGGUGUUGGCCAGGCUGUUAGUAGGCCAAGCACAGUUCAGCAAGAAAUGCAAAGAGCUUUUCCAGCACUUUACCAUGGAAACCGCAAAAGAAUGAAAAAAAUGGCCCCUGUACCUGCAAAAGUUACAUCUGUAAAGUUCUUAGAAUUCCAGUUCUGUUUGCUGUCAAACAAUUCCCAAAAAACUCCCAAAGAUGAAACGGUUCCCUUACAAGCAGGACUAGGGAGAAGAACUGUAAAUAUUCCGGACAAUGCUGAUCAUACUGAGAUAACCAAAGUACUUCUUCAGGAGUACCCAAAGUUGCAAAACAUAAAGGGUGGUUGGCUACUCCAAAAAGCCUCAGGGGGAAGUGGACAAAGGAAAACAACAUCUCUGGCCCAGGAUUCCCAGGGCUACACAACAAAAAUAUUGAAGACAUCCUCUAACAAUGGGAAGAAUGUCAUCUACAUCGUCCCUCUCCAAGAAGAAAUCGAUAUAGUCCCAUUGCCAUAUGAUGCACCUGAAUUUCAUAACAUGCCCAAAAACAUCUGCAUGACCUGUGGUACAUCAGUCCCAUUACAGUUGCUGCCAUGUCACCUUGAGGAUUGUCAAAGUAAUAAUGCUGUAAGUGAUAUUUCAGUGUCAUUCACAAAAAAAUGAAAUGUAUAUAAUUUA